AUGGAUGAUCCACGAUUUAAUGACAUAUUUAAUGAAGAUUUUGAUGGUAAUUAUGAUAAUGUAAUGAACCGCAUUGUAGACCAAAUUAAUUAUCCUAGUUGUGAAGGUAGUGGUGCUUCAGUUGAUGGUGCCAGAGAUGAUAGUAAUGGAAACGACUCCGACGACAGUAAUGACGAUGAUGAUGACGAGGACGUUAACGAUGAUGACGACGACGACGUUAACGAUGACAGUAAUGGUGACGAAGCAUUUAUUAGAAGGAGGGAUGCAUUUUUGUCGGAGGUUUUAAGAGGUCAUUGGAAACGAAGUGUUAACAUGUUCAGGAUGGACGCAACCACUUUGUUGAGUUUGUGCACCGAAUUAGAAACGCACCAUGGCUUAAAACCGUCAAGAAGAAUGAGCGUUAUUGAAAAGGUGGCAAUGUUUCUAUUUACAAUAGCAGUUGGGGCGUCAAAUAGACAAGUGCAGGAAAGAUUCCAGCAUUCAGGUGAAACUAUUAGUAGAUAUUUUAAAGAAGUGCUUAAAUCAUUACGUUUGUUUGCUGUGGAAGUCAUAAAACCAGUAGAUCCACAAUUUACGAGCACACCAAGAGAAAUUGCUAUGAAUCCAAGAUUUAUGCCACAUUUCAAGAAUUGUGUCGGUGCAAUUGAUGGAACACGUGUUUGUGCCUGCAUACCAUCUGCAAAUCAAAUUCCAUUUAUUGGACGAAAAGGUGUACCAACACAAAAUGUCAUGGCUGCUUGUAGUUUCGACAUGCAAUUCAUGUUCGUGUGGGCAGGAUGGGAAGACAGUGCACACGAUACAUGUAUUUUUCUUGAGGCUAUUGACAGUAGCAAUAUCAAAUUUCCAAAACCUCUGGAAGACAAAUACUAUUUGGUUGAUGCUGGAUAUCCAAACGAGUAUGAGUAUUUGGGUCCCUAUAAAGGCGAGAGGUAUCACUUCCAAGAAUUUAGGCGUCGUGGACAACCAAGUGGUCGGAAAAAAGUGUUUAAUCGUGCACACUCGUCACUACGUAACGUGAUCGAACGUUCUUUUGGGGUAUGGAAACAGAGGUGGAAAAUUUUGCAAAACAUGUCUGCUUAUCCAUACAAGACACAAGUUGAGAUUUUAGUUACAUCAAUGGCACUACAUAACUAUAUUAGAAGGAGUUCGCAAGAUGAUGCAGUUUUUUCCAAGUAUGAUCACAACCCCAAUUUAAUUCCAGAUGACUUUUUAUCUGAUAUUGUUCAGGCUUCGGCCGUUCAAGGCUCACAGAGGCCUUCACGUAUGGAUUUUGUACGCGAUGGAAUUGCAAAUAGUUUAAUGGAACAAUAA
This is a messenger RNA of Populus nigra (black poplar), 1311 nucleotides long. Its product is annotated as protein ALP1-like. The record is from RefSeq and is a predicted model, not a curated record. The coding region runs from base 1 to 1311 and encodes 436 amino acids. The transcript is spliced from 4 exons. NCBI's taxonomy places the organism in Eukaryota, Viridiplantae, Streptophyta, Magnoliopsida, Malpighiales, Salicaceae.